Molecule: messenger RNA, 1607 nt
Organism: Aplysia californica (California sea hare)
Lineage: Eukaryota; Metazoa; Mollusca; Gastropoda; Aplysiida; Aplysiidae
Source: RefSeq, a predicted model, not a curated record
CAAACCAAGCUCUGCCUAGAGGAGGAAGGAAGGGAGGUCCAGACUCCUGACGAGGAAACAACACAUCGCGAUCGUGUUAAGCCCUUGCAAAGCCGCCACGUUCCAAAUCCGCUGCCUCGGACAUCGGACAACGGGGGGAGAUGGUGAGUGGUGGGUGACGUUAGGGGCACACACAGACACAGCCAGCACGACCUGACCAGCCAGCAGGCAGUCUGGCGUACGGCCGUGUAAGUGUGUUGGACGAGUUCUUUGGGACCUCAACACCGUCUCCCCACAGGAUUGAUUUCUAUGUUUGGCGUCAAGGUGUGGCUCUCAAGCCGUGUGUUCUAGUAUUGACUAAGUGUCUUCCUUUUGGUGCUACAGUUAUUGCUAAAAUGAUGUGUUGACCUUUCUCGUGCUACAGAGAACAGGACUGCAGCCUUAUUGUGCAGAACGCAGCCACCACCCAGUGCAACAACAAGCCUAACUGUGACGCGGUAGCCACCUGGUCAAUCACCACCAAGGAGUGUGAUCAGGACAUCUACCCCCCCGCCACAAACUACAUGUUGAUGGCCUAUACCUGUGUCGGAGGCUCCAGCUCAGCAAGUCCUGGCACUGAGGAGAUUACAAGCAGCUCAGCGGUCACUACCCCGUUGGUCACUUCUGGCGGUGACUCCACGUCGCCCUCAAAAGAGCCGGACACCACCGUCAGAGAACGCAGCACGCAAAAACAGACUGGUCCGGCUCCGUCCGACGAUGAUGAGUUGAGUGACGCCAUGAUCGGCGCCAUUGUUGGCGGUUCCCUUGGCAUGCUGCUCACGUUUGUGGCGUUUGUUUUCUACUGGGGACGCAAGAGGAGGUUGCGAAUCGUGAGCAGGCCACAGCCCACUGUGUGGGAUUACCUCCUGAACCAGACGUUCACUGUGCGAGGGGCCAGAGGGUACGACCAGUUCCCCAGUGUUCGCUCCUCGGCCAGCUCAGACGGGGAGGCGAACAGUCCUGUGACAGCUAUGAGAAGAAAUACAUGGUUGCCAAACAUCGCCCCUCAGGGUGCGGAUGACAAUGAAGAUGACGCGUCAAGUGUGUAUGAGAACAACAGCAAUCGGCUGCAUCGAGUGGAGGUGCACCCCACAGCCACGCCCUCCCCCUACGCCAUCCUGAACCUUGAUGUGAAUGUCGACACUAGCAACAUCAACCAAAAUGCUCACCACGAUGCCUAGUGAUAUUCCUUAGCAGAAAUAUGCCUCCAAAGUACACCUUAUCUUUUUUAUUGUCUGAUUGAUAUGCACAAAGAUGUCAUCUGUCAAAUAAUCCAUUGGCUGGUUAUUUGACGCUGUUACUGUUAGUAAAACAGCAGAAACUGAAAAAGAAGAAGAAACUUGAACAACAACAAAAAUAAUAUGUAGUGAAUAAAAGCUACUCCAUAAGUCGAUCGAUCCUGUCAUUUUCAUAAUAAUGAUGAUGAAUGUGGAAUAUUUCACAAGAGGAUUUGCGACUUCGUAUAAGAAUACGAAAUGAGUUAAACAUGUUUAACCUGGACUUUUUAACAAAAGAAUAUUUUGAGAACACAUUGACUAAUACAUAAGGGGGCUUUUUUAAAAAUUAUAUCUUUUUUUCCUUCUUCCAUU